ACAAAACAACAACACCAUCAUCACAUCUUUCUUCAUCUUAAAACACCUUUUGAACAAAUUUACAAUAACAAUAAUAAUUUCAAUAUGGCACCAAAACAUAAACCAAAGAAUAAUAACAAACCUAAAAACACACCGAGUAAUAACACCAAGAGGCAGGAUCACUCUGAUCCUUCUCAGACAGGUGUUAACAAAACCAGUAAUAAUAACGCAAUGUCAGAACCUAAUGUACAGGGAAGAUCUUUUAAUUCUAAUAAUCAAGCCAAUAGUAAUAAUGGUAAUAACAAUAUUAGGAGAAAUACAAGCACUUCUUCUAUCACAAGUACUGACAGCAAUUCGAGUAAUGAUGGAUCUAAUUCUCCACUUCCUAGAAGGAACAAUACAAAUUCUUUGAAGAAGAAUAAUCUAUCAAACAACAACAACAUAUCACCAACUUCUCCUAGUACUCAUCAAAUUAAGAGAAAACAACACGUUCCACCUCCUUUGAAUACUAAUUUAACACCAAAACCUAGUGAGAGGAUUGAACUUGUAUGGAACUGUUUAAAAUCACCACUUAAACCACCAGUAAGAGGGUUUCACUCUUGUACACUAGUGGGCGAUAAACUUUAUAUUAUUGGAGGUGAUAAUAGAGUGGAACACUUUAAGGAUGUUUGCAUUUAUGAUUUGAAAACCAAUUAUUGGAUUAAACUAUCAGAAAAUUCAAAUCUUCCAAUGCCUAGAACAGGCCACUCAGCAGUACUGUAUCAAGAUAAAUUGUAUUUAUUUGGUGGAAAAAACGAAAACUAUUACACCUCUGAUCUAUUUAUUUACGAUCUG
This is a messenger RNA of Naegleria gruberi, 813 nucleotides long. RefSeq names its product kelch repeat domain-containing protein. The transcript has 3 exons. Lineage: Eukaryota; Heterolobosea; Eutetramitea; Acrasida; Naegleriidae. Gene Ontology annotation, cellular component: Golgi apparatus. The record is from RefSeq and is a predicted model, not a curated record. Gene Ontology annotation, molecular function: protein binding. The annotation marks the transcript as partial.